AUGCUUCUUCAGUUGGUCUCUGCUAAAGUCAUCCGCAAUAAGCAAACUGGCCAAUCAGAAGGUUAUGGCUUGACAUACAAUGGCACUCAGACGCCAAAUUCUGAGCAAAUAUUCAGGUUGAACUGGGCAUCUACGGGAGCGGGUGAAAAGCAUGAUGAUACUCCGGAAUACACAAUUUUUGUUGGAGACUUGGCGGCUGAUGUAACUGAUUACAUGCUUCAAGAAACUUUUAGGGCCAAUUACUCUUUUGUCAAGGGUGCAAAGGUUGUUACGGAUAAGAUAAGGGCUAUGAAUUUGUGA
Messenger RNA from Fraxinus pennsylvanica, 300 nucleotides. NCBI's taxonomy places the organism in Eukaryota, Viridiplantae, Streptophyta, Magnoliopsida, Lamiales, Oleaceae. The record is from the annotation of a GenBank genome assembly.